This is a messenger RNA of Raphanus sativus (radish), 993 nucleotides long. Its product is annotated as electron transfer flavoprotein subunit beta, mitochondrial. Lineage: Eukaryota; Viridiplantae; Streptophyta; Magnoliopsida; Brassicales; Brassicaceae. The record is from RefSeq and is a predicted model, not a curated record. The transcript is spliced from 6 exons. Bases 93 to 848 code for a protein of 251 amino acids. Gene Ontology annotation, molecular function: electron transfer activity. Gene Ontology annotation, cellular component: cytosol.
AACGAAGAUCACGCCAUCUUUUGAUGAGUCAUCAUCAACCUUAGAUCCACACCAAACACACAAAAGUGCCCCUCUGUCUAUCUCCCCGGACGAUGAAGAUUCUCGUCGCCGUUAAGCGUGUCGUCGACUACGCCGUCAAGAUCCGUGUCAAACCCGACAAGACCGGCGUAGAUACCCAGAACGUCAAGAUGUCGAUGAACCCGUUCUGCGAGAUCGCGCUCGAGGAAGCUCUUCGGAUCAAAGAAGCUGGGUUCGCCAAAGAGGUCGUCGCAGUGAGCAUCGGCCCUUCGCAGUGCGUUGACACGCUUCGCACUGGUCUUGCCAUGGGCGCGGAUCGAGCGAUCCACGUCGAGGCCAGUUCUAGCUUCCUCCCUUUGUCCAUCGCUAAGAUCCUGAAGAGUCUCGCCGACGUCGAGAAUCCUGGAUUGAUUUUCCUCGGGAAACAGGCAAUAGAUGAUGAUUGCAAUCAAACAGGGCAAAUGGUUGCAGCUUUGCUUGGUUGGCCACAAGCUACUUUUGCAUCUAAGGUUGUGUUGGAUAAGGAUAAGAAGUUUGCAACUGUUGAUAGAGAAGUUGAUGGAGGUCUUGAAACCCUUAGUAUAGAUUUACCCGCUGUGAUCACAACUGAUCUGAGGUUGAACCAACCAAGAUAUGCAACACUCCCCAACAUAAUGAAGGCAAAAUCGAAGCCGAUUAAGAAAAUGACGUUGGAGGAUCUGAAAGUGGACAUUAAAUCAGACAUAGAGAUCGUGGAAGUCACGGAGCCUCCAAAGAGGAAAUCUGGAGUUAUCGUUUCUUCCGUGGAUGAGUUGAUAGAUAAGCUCAAAAAUGAAGCUCAUGUAGUUUGAAGAAACUAACCUUAUAUGUUUGUCUUCAUCAUAUGUGCGACAUGCACACGAUGUCAUUUUUCUUUCUUCUUUAGAUACAUUGCUAUUUCAGGAAUGAAGUAGAAAGUAAAUAAAUAAAGAACGUGCAAAACAGUUUAUUUGGUAA